This is a messenger RNA of Emiliania huxleyi CCMP1516, 1059 nucleotides long. RefSeq lists its product as hypothetical. Lineage: Eukaryota; Haptophyta; Isochrysidales; Noelaerhabdaceae. Gene Ontology annotation, molecular function: cysteine-type endopeptidase activity. The transcript is spliced from 3 exons. The coding region runs from base 1 to 1059 and encodes 352 amino acids. Gene Ontology annotation, biological process: proteolysis. The record is from RefSeq and is a predicted model, not a curated record.
AUGUCGCUGCUGGGGUGUGUGGUCGCAGCAGAUCUCUGGCGCGGCCUGGGGCCCGAGGUGUCGGCAGUUCUCGAGGUCCUCGAGGUGCAGCUCCACCUUCCGUUUGCGCACACCAGCUUAGGCUUCAAGUGCUUCGGAGCGAAGCGUUUCGACUUCUUCUUGACGCGAUUGACCAUCGGAUUCAGCGCGACAGGCGGCCACAGGUCGUGCGGGGUCGGCGCUUUUACCGCGAAGCUCGCUUGUCGCCAAGCGAAGAAGCGCCCCGCCGACAAUCUGGAGGCAGCGCCGAAGCCCGCCAAGGUGGCGAAGCAAGCGGGCAAGGCCAAGGCCCCGCAGCCUGCUGCGCAGAAGGCGGCUCCCGCGCCGUCGCCGACCAAGAAGGCGCUCGUCGUCGGCGUCGCGUACCCCGGGAAGAACAGGUUGAAAAACCCGGUCAAUGAUGCGGUCGACAUGGCAGCAGCGCUCAAACGCAUGGGCUUCACGGUUACCUCGCUCACCCACAGGGUCACCAUCGACAAGCUCAAGGACGGCGUCCACAGCUUCCACGACUCGCUUGAGCAAGGCGACACCGCUCUCUUCUUCUUCGCUGGCCAUGGCUGCGAGUGGUCGGGCCGUAACUGGCUCCUUCCGUCGUCAGUCCCAAAGGAGGAUCGGAACCUCGAGCACAUGGCUCAACGUGUCGACGCAGUUCUUGACGGCAUGCAGCAGAAAAAGCCGUUUCUUAGCGUGCUGCUGCUCGAUUGCUGCCGUGAUAUCCGCGAGAUGAGCCGCUCUGCCACUCGGAGCGGUGCUCAUGUGGGCCUCAUGGAGAUGAAAGCGCCGAAAGGGUCCAUCAUCGGGUUCGCGUGCGCGCCCGAUAAGACGGCCGACGACGGCACCGGCCGAAACGGCGUGUGGACGUCGCACCUUCUCAAGCACAUCGAGGAGCCGAAGCUUGACGUGCGCGACUUGCUCGUUCGAGUCGCGAAAGGUGUCGAGAAAGACACCAAGGACACGCAGUCCCCGUGGAAUACCGACAGCCUCCGCCUGGAGACCACAGAGAACGCCAGCCUCUACUGA